CACCAAUUGACUAAUAAGUGACUUAUUACUGCCUUGUCAAUGUUCUCAUGACUGUAAAUGACUACUAAUUGGCAUCUGCCUAUGCUCCCACGUAGCUCGUCCUAUGUGCAAACUGUGUGGAAUGCCUGUCCUGCCCUCGCCCGGCCCUCCAAGCCUCUCACUCUCCCGAUCCACCGUGCAAACGGCGGUAGGCCUCAAAUUUGGACAGGCUCUCCGGCGACGUCGUGGCACGGCACGUCCUAAGGGCCGCUUGCACGUCCUCGCGCCUAAUCAGGGGCAGGGGGACAGCAGCCUCACUACUUCCGCCCUGGCUAGCCCUUCCAUCGCGGCCGCCUCCGUCCGGCCAUGGAGGCGAUUUAUGGGCAGCCAAGGCAUGCAGCGCCGCCCGCCGCAUCAAAUUCGCCAGGUCUGCCCCGGAAAAGCCCUCCGUCUGCUCUGCCAGCUCGGCAACCCCCAUGUCCUCCGCCCACCGCAUGCGCUCCCGCCACCUGUCCAAGAUGUCUGCCCGAUCCUGCUGGUCUGGCAACCCCACGUAGACGAGCCUGUCGAAGCGCCCGGGCCGCAGAAAGGCGGAGUCGAUGGCCUCAGGUGCGUUGGUCGCCGCCAGCACCGAGACAAAGCCGGCAGCCUCCUCGCCGACCUCCCCUUCCCGCCCGUGCUCCCGGCGCAGUGCGUCCAUCGAGAGGAGCAACUGGGACGCCAGACGACCCCCGC
Molecule: messenger RNA, 714 nt
Organism: Nannochloropsis gaditana CCMP526
Exons: 1
Source: RefSeq, a predicted model, not a curated record